AUGACUUACGCGGAUAAUUCUAAGUCAAUAAGCCAUUCAACCUCUAAGCAUAACAUAAAUUGUAAUUCAAAACCUAUCGAUAAUAGAACUAAGUCUUCUAAUGUUAAACAGGCCGGUGAGAAGAAGCUGUGUCAAAGGGUCGGCGGAAGGGAGACGGAAAAUAAGUUACUACUGCAGAUAAGCGAAGCCGAACAAGUGUCGGACUUUGAAAGGAUUCUUAAUUCUAAUGCAAUACUGUGGGAGCGCACUCGUGGGCACGUGUGGCGAGGCAGCGUCGCUGCUCAUACCUCUUCGGCAUCACUUCUCUCGAGACCACGUUCAUCUUACUCUCUACGAACUGUAAGUCAGGCUUACAACACGCUUUUCCGCCAGCACGAAGAAUCCCUUCAAAGCCUCAUCGACCGAUAUCGUCAAGAAACAGAGGAACACAAAAAUGCAACUUCGAGCUUACUAGAAAACAAUUGGUACGAAAAUCUUCAAGGUCUUUCCGAAUUUUAUGAGGACGAUCAAACUUUACAGAAAGAAAUCGAAACAAUCACUGAUCGAAUAAUAGCAGAGGAAGUGCGUAAUGGUGAGGGUGGCCAAACGACUAGGCGGAGCAAUUUUAAUGUCAACUUAGCCGGUCUAAUUGGCUUACAAGUGAACGGGGACGGUGUGUCUCCAACCUUUCGUGACGACCCAUCGCCAGAAAUAGAAAGACUUGAUACUAGCGAUGAAAAGGAAUGGCUUGCCCCGAGUAUGAGUGCAAAUUGUAAAGAAAAAUACUUACAGGACAAUAGCGAAUCCGGCAUUGAUUGCUUGGCGCAAAAUUUAAAUACGAUCCAAAUUGAUUGCGAUGGGAAUGUUCCUAUGAUAACAUUUAGCAAUUGUUGUGAAGGUCGUUCGCAGGCUGACAAUCCGAACAAUUCAGACGUGGUUAUUCAUCUUGCCGUGCCCUCGAUUGAUAACGUUGACGAGGCGCGACCGCCUAUG
This is a messenger RNA of Brenthis ino (lesser marbled fritillary), 972 nucleotides long. Lineage: Eukaryota; Metazoa; Arthropoda; Insecta; Lepidoptera; Nymphalidae. The record is from the annotation of a GenBank genome assembly.